UUUAACGCUAAGAUCUAACAUAGUCGUGGAAUAAUUCAGUAAUUCACGCAUUUUAACACAUAUUGAGACUUAACAGAAUAGAUAUAUUAGGUUAAAAAUCAAGUAUUGUGUGUGUUUUAAAUGGGCUUGGGGAUGUACUAUUGCUGUCUAUAUAUAGUUCACCUGGAUAAGUGUUACUGAAAUGUGCGUUUUAUAACUUAAUGACGGUUGCAAAAAAGAAACGUGUUUAGAUCUACUGAAUAUGUCUAUUUGCAGUAUACUUUAUUUCAAAAAAAUGGAUGUGAAUUUGUGAUAAACGUUUAAAAAGCCGUGUAGAGUGCUAUUUUUCCACUUUCCAAGUUUGCCUGUUGUGUUCCUGUGAUGCACAAGACAAACGUUACUGCAUUGUGUGUUUUUAUGUUGAAGCAAACUAUAAAGAGCGAAAUGUUUGUGCUUAUCGCCCUUUAAUUUUUUUUUUGUCUUAGUAAAAGUUCUAAGAUUUCACGGCAGUUUCCGUUUUGCGUUGUUGUCCCGUUUAAUCAUGGCAUUCAUAACUCGUUUCACACCUCAAACAAUUAUUCUAAGAGCAAUUAGAGGAGGAAAGACCCCAUUCAAACAAAGCGUCUUCUGCCUGCCACAGCCUUUAUUGAUGACCCAUGUUUUCCGGACUCGGAUUUCUUUGGUAUCACAUCGAGAACACUCAGGGACGACACUUUCAGAUCACAACAGUUACUUGGCUCGAACACACACCUGUGGUGAACUGCGUUCUGAACACAUUGGGCAUGUUGUCACGCUGUGCGGAUGGAUACAAUACCAGAGGCAUAACCAGUUUAUAAUACUGAGAGACUUUGAUGGCCUGACACAGGUUAUUCUUCAACAGAAUGAGUCAACAGAACAGAUGAAAAAAACUCUUUGUGACCUUCCCCUGGAGUCCGUUGUGAAGGUGACGGGUAAAGUCAUUAAGCGGCCAUUAGGACAAGAGAACAUGGAGAUGCCAACUGGAGAAAUAGAAGUGGUUGUUCAAGAGGUGGAUGUUCUGAAUAAAUGCAAAAAGCUGCCCUUUGAGAUCAAAGAUUUUGUGAAGAAGGCAGAGACACUGCGAUUGCAGUAUCGCUAUUUAGACAUGCGCAGUACUCAGAUGCAAUAUAAUCUGCGAUUGAGAUCAAGCAUGGUGAUGAAAAUGAGAGAAUUUCUAUGUAACAAACAUGGAUUUGUGGAUGUAGAAACGCCCACUUUGUUUAAAAGAACUCCAGGGGGAGCUAAAGAAUUUGUGGUUCCAUCCAGAGAGCCUGGAAAAUUUUACACCCUUCCCCAGAGUCCACAGCAGUUCAAACAACUUCUCAUGGUAGCAGGGAUUGAUAGAUAUUUCCAAGUGGCCAGAUGUUACAGGGAUGAGGGAUCAAAGCCUGACAGACAGCCAGAAUUCACUCAGAUGGAUAUUGAAAUGUCUUUUGUGGAUCAACAAGGCAUCCAGAGGUUGAUUGAAGGACUUAUACAGUACUCUUGGCCAAAAGACAAAGGCAUCAUCAGCAUUCCUUUCCCAACCAUGACAUAUGCUGAAGCUAUGGACAGCUAUGGUGUCGACAAACCAGAUACUAGGUUUGGAAUGCAGAUUGUUGACCUUCAAGACUGUUUCAGAGACACCAAUAUUAAGUUUAUUAAAGAUGCAUUGAGUGAUUUGAAUGGAUCUGUUAGAGGUAUAUGUGUACGUGAGGGAUUGGAAUACUUUAAAAGUAAAGAUGUCGCUUUCCUGCAAAAAACAAAGAUGGAUUUUAAUCAGGAAGUGAGUGUAGUAUUCCUAAAAUUAGAUGGAUCUUGGAAAUCUCCACUUAACAAGCAUCUUACAGAGGAUCAAAGAGAAAAGAUCUGCCAAACGAUGCGUGCCAAACCAGGAGAUGUCUUAAUCCUUGCAGCAGGAAAGCAUGAAAUCACAUGCGCUGCUCUUGGGAAGCUGAGACUCCAGUGUGCUGAUCUUCUGGAGUCGAAAGGAAUGGCAGUAAGGAAUCCUAACACCUUCCACUUCUUGUGGGUUCUGGACUUUCCCCUUUUUCUUCCUAAAGAUGAACACCCAAGCCAGCUGGAGUCAGCUCAUCAUCCCUUCACUGCACCCCAUCCCCAGGAUAGUCAUCUAAUCUAUACUGAUCCUGGAAAGGUUCGAAGCCAACACUAUGACUUGGUUCUAAAUGGAUGUGAAAUUGGUGGGGGAUCUAUACGAAUACACAAUGCUGAAAUGCAAAAAUACAUCUUGCAAAUGAUACUGAAUGAGGAUAUCAAAUUACUUUCUCACCUCAUUGAAGCUCUAGAUUGUGGAGCUCCACCUCAUGGUGGAAUUGCAUUGGGUUUGGACAGACUUAUCUCAAUCAUUGUUGGUUCUUCAAGUAUACGGGAUGUGAUAGCUUUUCCAAAAUCUUUCCGUGGGCGUUGUCUUAUGAGCAAUGCCCCAGACUGUAUCAGUGAGGAAGACUUAAAACGUUACCAUAUUAAUGUUGCAUGGUCAAAUGUCAAGAAAGACGAUAGAAUGGAAGAACAUUUGAGCCCUCCUACGUGUGAAGCACAAUCCUGCAAUAAGAUGACAUAGUUAACAUGGACAGCAAGACCUUGAUAACUUCCAACAGCAAGUCCAAAAACAAAUCUAUAUUUAAUCCAUUUUCCUUGUCAUUUUAACAAAAAUAUAUGUAUGUGUAUGUAUAUAUUGUAUAAAUGUAUAUAUGGUGUGUGUUGGAUGCCUUUUUUAUAUUUCUGAACCUGAUGUAAUGAUUCACUGCAGUGUAGUAAAUAAAAUAUUUGAUUAUGUAAAUAAUUUAAGAAUAAAUUGAGCAUAUUAAAUGAUGCCAAACUUUUUAUAAAUUGUAUGAACUCAUUUAACAAUAUUGCUUAAUACUUUUUGGUUCCUAAAUGAUAUUUCAGAAUGUCGCAAGCAUUUCAAAAAAAGUACAACAAAUGAAGAUUAUUCUUAAUAUUGUAUUAGGUUUGAAUUUCUAACUGAGUUGGGAACUGCAAAUGGACCUCUAGUUGUAAUUUUGAAGGAUGCAUUUUUAUCAAUGGUUGGUAGCCCUUAAAGGCCUGUUGUCUCAUUUUACAGCAGUUAUAUAAAAUAUUUGACUUUUUAGACAUUUUUGCAUUUGCUUUAAUAUUAAAAU
Molecule: messenger RNA, 3119 nt
Organism: Polypterus senegalus (gray bichir)
Lineage: Eukaryota; Metazoa; Chordata; Cladistia; Polypteriformes; Polypteridae
Gene: dars2
Product: aspartyl-tRNA synthetase 2, mitochondrial
Exons: 17
Coding region: 521-2557 (678 amino acids)
Biological process (GO): aspartyl-tRNA aminoacylation
Cellular component (GO): mitochondrion; cytoplasm
Molecular function (GO): nucleic acid binding; aspartate-tRNA ligase activity; ATP binding
Source: RefSeq, a predicted model, not a curated record